AUGAUCGAUCUAUCACUCGCACGUAUUCAAUCUUUACUUUGCCGCCUGAAUUCUCCUCAAACUCGAUUUCCGGUCAUCCAUAUCGCUGGAACAAACGCAAAAGGGAGUACAGUCUGUCAUUUGUCUUCUUUGCUGCAAAACGUGGUUGGUCUGAGGGUGGGAACGUUUACUAGUCCGCACCUUGUCGAAGAACGUGAUGCAUGUCAGAUUGAUGGAAUCGUUAUUGAUCUUGAGAUAUGGCGAGAAGCAAAACAAAUGGUUCUUGAAGCUGAGGAACAUGGCGAAGAAUCGAAUAAAUGCACACCAUUUGAAGUCUUGACUGCUUCUACUUUUACCGCCUUGAAUCUUCUCAAGGAUGGGAGAAGGCCGGAUAUCUUGGUUGUCGAAGUGGGUAUGGGUGGCGCAUUAGACGCAACAAAUGUGUUUAAUGACGAGCAGGUAUUGGCAAGUGUGAUAACCGCGAUCGAUUUCGACCAUCAAGCAUUACUGGGAAACACUUUGACUGAAAUUGCGCGUCAAAAAGCAGGAAUAAUCAAAAGGAACGGUCUGUGCAUCAUCGCAGAUCAAAGGAGGCAAUUCCAUGAUGAUGACGAUGAGAAAGUAGAUCCGACUCGCAUUAUAUCUUUUCAAGAUCAUGAGAUUAGCGCUUUAAAAGCUGAUCAAGAAAUUGUAGAAUCGAUCAGAAAAGUGGCCUUGGAACGAAAUGCAAGAAUUGCGCAAGCAAAAAUACCUUGGCUUACUUUGGGCCAAAGUGAUCCCAAUCGAUCAGAUUCUUGGCCAGCGUACACUACUGCCGAUUUGCGAUAUUCGCCAAUAAUGUAUGCUUCUCGAAUUCGAAAAGGCGACUUUUGCGCAAAAACAGGCGAUCAUCUCGUCGCUGGGCCAUCGCUUCGACUACCCGCAACCAGAGCUUGCAUGAUGGGUGCUUUUGUGGCAUUGCAAACAUUAUGGAGUAUUGCAAGGGAUGAAACACCAUCCGGAUUUGGUGUGGAUGGCAGUGACGCGAAUGAAGAAUUACGACUUCGAAUUGCUUUUGGAGUGCGGGAUAAUUUGUUGGCAAAGAAUUUGAUCGAAGAAUGCGUUGCUUCAUGUCACUUAGCCGGUAGAGCAGAAUGGAAAUCAAUAUCACGUGACGUAUUUUGCGAUACGGAAAUGGAUGAUGAUGACGACGACGAACGAUUUGAAAUACUGACGCUGGUAGAUGGCGCUCACAACCCCGCAGCAGCGAUCGCCUUGCGUCAAUAUAUCGACGCAUGCAUCGACGCGCAUACAUUGUCCAAUUUUACGGCAGGAAAAACGAUUACGAUUUCUUGGAUUCUUGCAUUUUCCCGCGGCAAAGCAAUAGAUCAAAUGGCAACAAACCUGACAACCGAGAAAAGCACUCCAUCAGAACGCCUUUCUCUCGACGAUCAUUCCAUUCGACAAUCAAAGGUACAAGUUCAACAUCGUGUUGGGGUGAUUUCCUUUUCGACACCUGUUGAGGGAAUGCCUUGGGUGCAAUGUAUGGCGCCCGAAGAAGCCGUUGGGCAUUUCAAGAACAAAGAUGAUGUGAUUGAGGCCAUCACGUUGAAAGAUCUACCAUCUGCUCUACGAUGGGCAUCGCAAAGUGGUAAUGGAAAAGUUGAUGAUAAAGUACCAAAUAUGAUUGUUAUUGCGGGAAGCCUUUAUCUUGUUUCAGACGUGCAUCGAUUGCGUUGA
Meira miltonrushii is the source of this 1698-nucleotide messenger RNA. RefSeq names its product Mur ligase. The transcript has a single exon. The coding region runs from base 1 to 1698 and encodes 565 amino acids. Gene Ontology annotation, molecular function: tetrahydrofolylpolyglutamate synthase activity; ATP binding; dihydrofolate synthase activity. Gene Ontology annotation, biological process: folic acid-containing compound biosynthetic process. Lineage: Eukaryota; Fungi; Basidiomycota; Exobasidiomycetes; Exobasidiales; Brachybasidiaceae. The record is from RefSeq and is a predicted model, not a curated record. Gene Ontology annotation, cellular component: mitochondrion; cytoplasm; cytosol.